Hippoglossus stenolepis (Pacific halibut) is the source of this 4283-nucleotide messenger RNA. RefSeq names its product transmembrane anterior posterior transformation 1b (gene tapt1b). Gene Ontology annotation, biological process: positive regulation of cilium assembly; maintenance of protein localization in endoplasmic reticulum. The transcript is spliced from 14 exons. The coding region runs from base 33 to 1751 and encodes 572 amino acids. Lineage: Eukaryota; Metazoa; Chordata; Actinopteri; Pleuronectiformes; Pleuronectidae. Gene Ontology annotation, cellular component: ciliary basal body; endoplasmic reticulum membrane. The record is from RefSeq and is a predicted model, not a curated record.
CCUCCAGCAGCAGCUGAGACCGUUUGGAGAAGAUGGCGGAGUCGCUGUCGACUGGUCCGGGAGAGGAGAAGGAGAAGGAGACGGAGGACAGGGAGCGGGACGGCAGCGCUGCCACGGCCGAGAAGAGCACGGCGAGCGACGGGGCCACGGAGACGCGGGGGUUCCGCGACGAAAAUGGCGGCAGCGCGGGCAAGAGACGGAACCUGUCAGACCUGUCGCUGGUCAGAUUUAUAACUACCGAGCUCACCAGAGGCUAUUUCCUGGAACACAAUGAGGCCAAAUACACAGAGCGCAGAGAGCGGGUCUACACCUGCCUGCGUAUCCCCAAAGAGCUGGAGAAGCUGAUGACAUUCGGCUUCUUCCUGUGUCUGGACGCCUUUCUCUACGUGUUCACGCUGUUGCCGCUCAGAGUCAUUCUGGCCCUUUUACGGCUCCUCACGUUGCCAUGCUGUGGCGUCAGUGGCUCCCGCCUGCUGCAGCCAGCACAGGUAUGUGAUGUCCUGAAAGGCUUCAUUAUGGUGUUGUGUUACUCAAUGAUGAGCUACGUGGAUUACGCCAUGAUGUACCACCUCAUCAGGGGACAGUCUGUCAUCAAACUGUACAUCAUCUACAACAUGUUAGAGGUGGCGGAUCGCCUGUUCUCCUCAUUUGGUCAGGACAUCCUGGACGCUCUGUACUGGACGGCCACUGAACCCAAGGAGAAGAAGAGAGCGCACAUAGGGGUGAUUCCUCACUUCCUCAUGGCCGUGCUCUACGUCUUUCUUCACGCCAUCCUCAUCAUGGUUCAGGCCACAACUCUCAAUGUAGCCUUCAACUCCCACAACAAGUCUCUGCUCACCAUCAUGAUGUCAAACAACUUUGUGGAGAUCAAGGGGAGUGUGUUUAAGAAGUUUGAAAAGAACAACCUUUUCCAGAUGUCUAACAGUGACAUAAAAGAGAGGUUCACCAACUACAUCCUCCUGCUCAUCGUUUGUCUGAGAAACAUGGAGCAGUUUUCAUGGAACCCUGACCACCUGUGGGUGCUGUUUCCUGAUGUAGUCAUGGUGAUAGCAUCAGAAGUUGCCGUGGAUGUUGUCAAGCACGCUUUCAUCACCAAAUUCAACGACAUCAGCGCUGAUGUGUACGGAGAAUACCGAGCCAGCCUUGCCUUUGACCUUGUCAGCAGUCGACAGAAAAAUGCGUACACAGACUACAGUGACUCAGUGUCCAGGAGAAUGGGCUUCAUCCCGCUUCCCUUAGCUCUGCUGUUGAUCAGAGUAGUGACAAGCUCAGUGAAAAUCCAGGGUUCACUCUCCUUUAUGUGUGUGUUGCUGUUUUACUUGGGGAUGAUCACUCUGAAAGUGCUCAACAGUAUCGUUCUGCUGGGGACGUCGUGUGUGUUUGUCAAAGCGGCCAAUAUGGAAGAAAAGCUCUUCGACCCUCCACCUUCUGCCACCUCCAGCCGAGUAAACUCCAGAGCUAACCGCACCAAACACGUUAACACGCCACCACAGCAAGAAUCCACUGCAGACAAGGGAGGAACACCACUGGCAUCAGACAACUCUCAGCCCAACACCACUGCCGAGAGCUCUGCCCCCACCCUUCCCAAGAGCGACUCAGACACAUUCCUGACGACGCCCGACGAAGAGGAUGAUGACAAGAUCAUCAACACCGACACAGGACUGGAAGGAGAUGGACUCAAACCCAGAACGCCCAAGAAAGACUUGCUAGAGAUAGACCGCUUCACCAUCUGUGGCAACAGGAUAGACUGACGGCCACAGAAACAAGCCAGUGUCCUGGAAACACAGCAAGGUUCAGGGAUCAGACACGGGUCAUGGAGCGCGCUCAGAGCGGACUUAUCCUUGUGCACCUGACCCCAGGAGUAUUUAUUUAUUUAUUACUGAAUAAAAACCAGCCAUGGUAUCAAGCUGUUACUACAAGCAACAGAGGCUGCUUCAGAUGUUUCCAGCUGGUCCAGUUCCAUUUCAGGUAGACUCUGAGGAUGAGUCGCAGUCGUCAGGGCAACCUCCAGAAAUGGUCAUUGGUGACAUCAAUGCAGAUGAGUGGCGUGCACGGCUGGCGUCCAGCCUGUGUGAGAUGGUAGGGACGUGACAGCUGGACUGUGCGAGCGUGUGUUCAAAAGCACAAUCAAAAAAAUAUGGCGAGGAGUCGUUUUUAGACAGAACAAAAAAAAGUGUCAAUUUUUCAAUUUUUUUAUUUUCAGAUGUUUGACAAAUUAUAAUAUUUCAAAUGAAUUUUUUUAUGAAAAAUCUCAGACCUUCAUCCUAAAAAUCAAUCGUGUUUAGCUGCAGGAUUAAGACUCAUCAUCACGUUAACACAUUGUGGAAAUCAUAAAGUCGAUCUGCUGACACCAACACUCAUUUUGAUUUGAAUUGAGUUUUUGUGAUGAGCCCAGAUGUUCAUCACGAUAAUAAUGACAGCAGCUUCAGGUUACACAGUCUGGACACAGUCAAUAGUUUGGAGGUUGUAGUAUCAUGACAUUUGUGUUGAUAUUGUUACUUUAAAGCACUGAGGCGAAACAGUACCUGUUUGUUAAGACUUAAGUGUUAUUUGAAGUGAUCACCAAGCCAGACGGGUUCAGCAGAUAUUUCUAUUUAAAGUGAUUUUUUUUAAUUUUCCAGUACAGUCCGUGUGUAAGCUCAUCGCUCAAGCAUGCAGCCUCGAAUAAUCAUUUCAUCAACAUCGGCUUAGAGCAAUUUCUAUAUUGGAAACUGUGAACUACAGAAAUGUCUCAGUGAAGUGCGACCCUGUGCUUGGUCUCAUUUAAAAUUCAUGGUGUGUGACACCAGCAUCAAUUGAACAUAUUUUUCGGUUUUUCACUGUUAUCUUCAGAGUGGUAUGAAAAGUAAAAAUUACAUGUAUGCAUGUAAAACUGUCAAAUCUAAAAGACAAGAAACAGGAUGGAGGAAUCAUCUGAAGGAAGUGAACUCGGCCGUUUUCGUUUUCCAUAGAGCUGAGCAAAAGCUAAAAGCAGGUUUGUGCCCUAAAGGUUGUUGUUGGUAUUGUUUGAUGUGGUUGGCUGCUGCUGGCUUUGAAUUUGAGAAGAGGCUCUUAGGAAACAUCUAUGUUCCACAAGAAGUCUGACUGUUAAUGCUGUGAAAACUUGCUGCGCUGUGUAAUCAAUUAUGUGUAUCCAACAACUCUAUCUGCUCUGAAGUCCCGGACUAAUGUUAAGUUCAACCAGUCUCCGGUUUUUGCCUCUCAUGUAUCAUUGUUACAUACAAACUAAAAAUGGAAAAAAUCCGCCAGGGGAUCUGUUAACAGAUUCACAAGAACUUAAAACCAUUCAUUGUUGUGAUGAUGGGUGUAGAACCAUCAGCUUCUUAUCAAACAAGCUGGAGAAAAAACCUAUGUUGCUGAAUAACAACGAUUUUUAAACAAUUUUCAAGUUGCAGCUCUAAAAUAUCCUCCUUCCUCAAUUUUUACUUACGUAAUCCAAAGUUUUAUUAAUAGUUCUACACUUGUUGCCUACGUUGCUGUUAUACACAGUUUGUAUACAAAAUAAUGUGUCUACAUUUUAUGAAUAUGAAUUUCUUGUUACCAGGGAUGAAAUUAGAGCUGCCACUUCUGUCUGUCUUAGGAGAGGGAUGUAGAAAGGGUUGAUUCUCCUCACUCAAGUCCAGGGUGAAGGGCAGAUGAGGUCACCCAUUGUUAAGCCAUAUGAGGCAAAAUUGUGAUUUGCUAUACAAGUUAAAUUUGAUUAAACUUGGAAAUAGAUGAUAAAGGUCUUGCAAAGCAUAGAAUCUUAGUGUUAGAUCAAAACCUCUUAACCCAGGAACAAAUUCUUUAUGAAUUAGUUUCCCACCUCAGACUUGUCAUCAGGCAAAAUGUAUGUUGAUCAAACUCAACAGUGUGCAAGAUUCUUUAUCGUGCUGUGGAUUUAAUAUUUUUAAAAUCCAAAUGGUCCUGAAUCUUCUUUACGAGCCUGAGAAGAGAAUAUUGUUACUGCGUUGCUCGGCAUUUAUCCUUCAGGAAAAUUGAGUCUUACCUCAGCUUUGACUUAAAUGUGCUGGUUGUUCAUGAGAGGCACAAACCUGAGGUCAGUCCAACCUCACUACGGGAGGACAUUCAAUACAGGAACAUAACUGCAUAUUUACAAAUGAAGGAUCAAGAGUGUGUGUCAUGAUGGUGUGACGUGUGUUUGUGUUUGUUUGCGUGUGUGUGUGAUUGCAGUGCAUGAAUGGUUCUCACUACUUGAUGUAUGAAUCAGAUCAGAUCACAAUCCAUCUGUGUAAAGCAUCUCCUCACAUGGUAGAAGGAGAAUAAAAUGAUUUUUUUUGUAA